This is a messenger RNA of Solanum stenotomum, 1140 nucleotides long. Its product is annotated as mediator of RNA polymerase II transcription subunit 31. Lineage: Eukaryota; Viridiplantae; Streptophyta; Magnoliopsida; Solanales; Solanaceae. Gene Ontology annotation, molecular function: transcription coregulator activity. The record is from RefSeq and is a predicted model, not a curated record. The coding region runs from base 87 to 692 and encodes 201 amino acids. The transcript is spliced from 7 exons. Gene Ontology annotation, biological process: regulation of transcription by RNA polymerase II. Gene Ontology annotation, cellular component: core mediator complex; mediator complex.
CUCAUUUGUAUAUGCAGACGCAUAUAUAGCGCACCAAUACAAACAACGGCUAACUUUGAAAAGUAGAAUUAGUUAGGGUUUAGCGAAUGGCUUCUACAUCGAAUCCAGACACCCAUGAAUCACCGCAGAAAAGCGUCUAUAAAGAUCCGGAUGAUGGACGCCAACGUUUCUUACUGGAACUCGAAUUUGUUCAAUGCCUCGCUAAUCCCACUUACAUUCACUAUUUGGCUCAGAAUAGGUAUUUUGAAGAUGAAGCUUUUAUUGGGUACUUGAAAUAUCUUCAAUACUGGCAACGACCUGAGUACAUAAAGUUUAUAAUGUAUCCACACUGCCUAUUCUUUCUCGAGCUUCUUCAAAAUCCAACAUUUCGUAAUGCAAUGGCGCAUCCUGCUAACAAGGAAGUGGCACAUAGGCAGCAAUUUUACUUCUGGAAGAACUAUAGAAAUAACCGGUUGAAACAUAUUUUGCCGCGGCCGCUUCCUGAGCCUGCAACUGCACCAAGUUCUGCUCCACCUGCAUCACUACCAUCAAGUGUAGCCCCUCCAGCCGCUCCACCUCCUGCUCCUACACCUGUUACAGCUGCAGCUCUUUCCCCGAUGCAGUAUGCCAUCCCUCCUGGAUCUGGUCUUGCUAAAACUGACCCAAGGAAUGCUUCUGUUGAUCGAAGAAAGAGAAACAGGAAAGACGGAUGAUUUUCUUUACUCAUAGCACAUACCUCCUAUCAAUUAAUUCAUGAAUUAAGUUGUAGGUACCGACUCUCAAGGGCCUACUGUCUUUCCAGAAAACUAUGCAAAAGAGGAACUUUAUCCAUUUGGCUUGAAUUGGGUGGUGUGACACUUUAGAAUUGGUACAACCUAGAUCUGUCGACCUGAAAUUAAGUGCAGCACACAAAAUUAUACUAGCUGUAGCACUUCCACAAAAAGGGAAUUCCAAGGAUUUUCAUGUUAUCACUCAUCUCUUUUCCCUUUUUGGUCAAGUGAAGUGCUUCCCCGUAUAUAUUUAUGAGUUUUAGUUAGAAACUAUGCCGUGUGUCCUUCUCUCGACAAGAUGUACUCUUUCCUGUAUACUUAGCACAUAGUUCUCCAAUGUAAAAUCAAGUGUUGUGCUUAUACUUUAUUCUGGUUGGUCAAAUUGACCUAC